Xiphophorus maculatus (southern platyfish) is the source of this 993-nucleotide messenger RNA. Its product is annotated as trace amine-associated receptor 13c-like. The transcript is spliced from 2 exons. Gene Ontology annotation, molecular function: trace-amine receptor activity. NCBI's taxonomy places the organism in Eukaryota, Metazoa, Chordata, Actinopteri, Cyprinodontiformes, Poeciliidae. The record is from RefSeq and is a predicted model, not a curated record. Gene Ontology annotation, cellular component: membrane. Gene Ontology annotation, biological process: G protein-coupled receptor signaling pathway. Bases 1 to 993 code for a protein of 330 amino acids.
AUGGAGGCUCUGAAUGAAGCUGGGCUGUGCUUUCCACAGCUAAUCAACACUUCCUGCAGAAGGACCCAGCACUUUCCUUCUGAGAACAUUUUGCUUUACGUUAUGCUGUCCUGCGUGUCUUUACUGACUGUGACUCUCAACUUGCUGGUCAUCAUCUCUGUCUCCCACUUCAGGCAGCUCCACACUCCCACCAACCUGUUCCUCCUUUCUCUUGCUGUCUCAGAUUUCCUUGUUGGACUGCUGCUGAUGCCCAUUAGAAUCCUGCUGACUGGAGGCUGCUGGAUUUUGGGAAGCCUCAUGUGUUCUCUCUUUAACUACACCUCUUUUCUCCUCACAUCUGCCUCAGUAGGAAACAUGGUGCUCAUAUCAGUUGACCGAUAUAUAGCCAUCUGUGACCCUUUGAGUUACCAUGUUAAAGUGACACAAAGAAGAGUUCAAAUCUGUAUCUGUCUGUGUUGGGGCUGCUCUGCAUUUUACAAUGGUGUGAUAAUGAAAGACCAUUUGAUAGAUCCAGACAGAUAUAACUCCUGUUAUGGGGAGUGUGUACUUUGGGUUGAUUUUCUUGUACAAGCUUUUGAUGUCGUAUUCACAUUUCUUACUCCUGUUACAGUUAUUAUAGUUCUGUACAUGAGAGUGUUUGUGGUGGCUGUGUCUCAGGCUCGGGCCAUGAGGUCUCAAACUGCAGCUGUCAGGAUACAAGGUUCAGUUGGCAUAACUGCUAAGAAGUCUGAGAGAAAAGCAGCUACAGUUCUUGGUGUUGUUGUAAUUGUGUUUAUAUUUAGCUUCUGUCCUUAUUUCUAUCCGGCUUUGGCAGGACUGAAUUUUUCAUUCAAUGAUUUUCUUUCAGCAUUUGGGAUCUGGUUAUUUUAUUUUAAUUCAUGCCUGAAUCCACUUAUCUACGCUUUUUUCUAUCCCUGGUUUAGGAAGUGUCUUAAAUUCAUUCUAACACUACAAAUCUUGCAGCCCAGCUCCUGUGACAUUAACAUACUGUAG